Molecule: messenger RNA, 468 nt
Organism: Cryptomeria japonica (Japanese cedar)
Lineage: Eukaryota; Viridiplantae; Streptophyta; Pinopsida; Cupressales; Cupressaceae
Exons: 2
Coding region: 1-468 (155 amino acids)
Source: RefSeq, a predicted model, not a curated record
AUGGAGGAAGGUGGGCCUAGCAAGGAAGAGUCGACUCAGAGCAAAAGGAGCAAAAAUGCUACUGGGUUGAAAAUUCAAGAGGACAAGGAUAAUCAAAAGGAGACGGAGAAUGACUCAGAGGAUAUUAGAAAAGAUGGUAGUGAGAUGGAAACUGAUGAGUUUGGAGGAGAGGAAAGCUGGAAAGAAGAGGAUGUGGGGGAAGAGGAAGAAGGAGCUGAGGAUGUUUCCGAUCAAGAUAAUCCUACCCACAGUGAGAAGAAUAAGGAAUUUGAGCAUGAGAUGGGCAAGGAGAAUCUGAGCAAGGAUAAGGAGGAAGUUGGAGAAGGGUUAAUUCUGGAUAAUCUCAAAAACCUAUCUAAGGUUAGAAUGGGUUUUGACAGGUGGGCUUAUGAAGGAAUAAAGAAUCUAGAAAAAAAUGGGAAGCGGUGGGAAGAGAAAAGGAAGAAAGAUGAUAGAGACCAGAAGUAG